This is a messenger RNA of Aspergillus alliaceus, 1957 nucleotides long. RefSeq names its product low-affinity Zn(2+) transporter ZRT2 (gene zrfB). Gene Ontology annotation, molecular function: low-affinity zinc ion transmembrane transporter activity. Gene Ontology annotation, cellular component: plasma membrane. NCBI's taxonomy places the organism in Eukaryota, Fungi, Ascomycota, Eurotiomycetes, Eurotiales, Aspergillaceae. Gene Ontology annotation, biological process: zinc ion import across plasma membrane. The coding region runs from base 680 to 1744 and encodes 354 amino acids. The transcript has a single exon. The record is from RefSeq and is a predicted model, not a curated record.
CCUCACGAUCCGCUUGCCUCCAAGGUCCUCGUCCACGGUAACUCGACGAAGUUUCGAAAUCUCAGCAUUUUCCCCUUCCAAUAUGAAAGCCUCCUUUGUCAUUCUUCUUCCUCUGCGAUUUUCAGUACCUCCUGAAACCAUUACCGUUUCAAUAUCGGAGGGUCAGUGAGGGUCACCAUUACGUCGAGCGACGAAAAUUCUACACCAUAAAAGAAGGCUCGUUCUGUCUGAGUCGUGUCCACCCAUACAUCCCACACUGCAUACACCCCAAGGUCCUCAUCUCGAGAUCCGAUCCCUAUCAAGCCACUAAGAGCACGCCGGGAGUGGGGUUUAAGGACCUUGAGGAUACUCCAUCGUAUCUGUCGACAUUUUGCCGCACAAUAGAAUUUGGCAUUAGAGCGCGGGGCACGAAAACCCAUAAAUUGGUUCGAGAUACCGAGAAUACCAAGCAUCGGUAUCCUGCACCUUCCCUUGCGCGAAGGCUCGUCUGUUUCGGCUCCCCCACCACGUGGUUUUUGAGAUCUACGAAUUCCUCGUGACCUUGCAUUCUAUUGGGCUAUCAUCCAGUAUUCUAUUGACCGACCUCAUACCCUUGGCCGGUGCCAUCGUGCAUAGGCUUGUGGAAAGCCACCUGAAAAUCACUUUAAUUCAUUCCAGCCGUUCAUACAAGUGAGACAACAUGGAUAUUCUUCACACCCUUCUCGCCCGGCAUGAGGAUGAAGGGCCCGCCCCCGCCUGCGACACAGGCAACGAAUACGACGGUCGCAUGGGCCUACGUAUCUCCUCGAUCUUUGUCAUCAUGGUCGGCUCGAUGUUCGGUGCUGUCUUCCCCGUGAUUGCAGGACAGUUCCGACGUUCGAAGUAUUUAGACUGGGCUUUCUUUGUUGCCAAAUACUUUGGGUCCGGUGUUAUCAUAGCUACGGCUUUCAUUCAUCUGCUAGCUCCCGCAGAAGAAGCUUUAACAAACGAAUGUCUGACCGGCCCAAUCAAGGAAUAUUCCUGGGUCGAGGGCAUCAUUCUCAUGACUAUCGUGGUGUUGUUCUUUGUCGAGAUGAUGGUUAUGCGGUAUGCUCGGUUUGGUCAAGGUCAUGCCCAUGAUUUGGCCCAUGAGCAUCAUCAUCAUAAAGAGGAGCAUACAGACAGUAGCUCCGAGGCCUUGGAUAACAAGCACAUCCCAGGACGGGAUCACCUUGGCCAUUCCCGCGAACACCAGGACCCUGAGUUGGCGAUGCAUGAUACGUCCCUUGAGGAGUAUACGGCUCAACUGACCGGUGUCUUCAUUUUGGAAUUCGGCAUUAUCUUUCACUCCAUCUUUAUCGGUCUGACCCUAGCUGUAUCCGGAGAUGAAUUUACCACGCUUUACAUCGUCCUUGUUUUCCACCAGACAUUUGAAGGUCUCGGUCUGGGGUCCCGCCUGGCUACAAUCGAUUGGCCCCGUUCGAAACGGCUCACCCCAUAUAUUUUGGCCAUCGCCUUCGGCCUGUCGACGCCAAUUGCGAUCGCCAUCGGAUUGGGUGUUCGCAAAUCGUACCCUCCCGAAGGCCGCACGACUCUCAUCGUUAACGGAGUCUUCGAUUCAAUUUCCGCCGGUAUCCUCAUCUACACGGCGCUUGUGGAACUUAUGGCGCAUGAGUUCAUGUUCAGUAGCUCGAUGCGGAAGGCGCCUAUCCAGCACGUCCUGGCCGCGUUCUUCCUUCUUUGCUUAGGUGCUUUGCUGAUGGCCCUUCUUGGGAAAUGGGCUUGAUUUAUGAAUAUUUCUUUCACGAUUGCUAUUUAUUGACUGCUGAUUGCUGAUUGCUGUGUUCUAUAUACCCCAUCAUCUGAUUCUUGUAUCUUGAUUCUUGUAUCCAUUGCUCUAUCGCUUCUAUGGUGUGUCUCAGAUGAAAUACAACUUGGUUCAUAUCAUCAUAUUCCCAUAGCAUCUACUAUACUUUGUAAUCAAUAUGGGUGCCUUCAG